This is a messenger RNA of Triticum dicoccoides, 2296 nucleotides long. RefSeq lists its product as uncharacterized. Gene Ontology annotation, molecular function: starch binding. The record is from RefSeq and is a predicted model, not a curated record. Bases 204 to 2003 code for a protein of 599 amino acids. Lineage: Eukaryota; Viridiplantae; Streptophyta; Magnoliopsida; Poales; Poaceae. Gene Ontology annotation, cellular component: membrane. The transcript is spliced from 8 exons.
UCCCUUCCCCCCUCGUCGCCAUCCCGCACACCACCCUCGUGCCCCCACCACCGGCGGAAGCCGCCAAAAACCCCGGCCGCCUGCUGCCGAUCCGCGCACCGCACGCCGACACGCCCGCCUCGUGAACUAACCCGCGCCCCUCCGCCACUGCUGCACACGCGCGCAGGGUUCAGUCAGGGCUUUGGCCCGAGGUUCAGGCCGGGAUGAGAUCCCCGUCCCUGGAGCCAGCCGCGGCCGCCGCGCCGGUCCCCCGGGCUGCGGCCUUCGGGCGGGUCCGGGUCGCCCACGGCGCGCGGGGGCCGCGUGGCGUCGCGGGCGCCGGCGUCGCUGGGACCGCGGGCCGCCUGAGGGUGCUCGUCGCCGCGCUCCCGGAGCCCCUCCUCCACCGGCUCAUGCCCGCGCAGGAGGGCGCCGCAGCACUGUCGCCGGAGGCUGAUGAGGUGCAUGGGGACAUGGCUUCUGCCGAGAUUUCGUCACCCGCUGCUCGUGCUGUUCCUGGAAGCACAGUGCGUGUCAGAUUUGUGCUAAAAGAGCGGUGCAACUUCGGCCAAAGCUUCCAGAUGGUCGGCGACGACCCGGCGCUCGGCCUGUGGGAACCGGCGAGGGCGGUGGCUUUGGAUUGGUCUGAAGGCCACAAUUGGACAGUGGAGAAAGAUUUGCCUGCCAACAGGCUGAUUGAGUUCAAGUUCUUGCUGCAAGAUUCCCUGGGGAAGUUCCACUGGCAGAAUGGACCUAACAGAACCCUACAGACAGGUGAAACCACAAAGACAUUGGUGGUCUACGAGGAUUGGGGUAAUGCGAAGAAUCAGAAAGUAGCAGAGGAGGGAGACGCCCCGGUUCAAAUGAUGGAGGCAGUUCUCGAUGGUGAUCACGGCAGAAAUGGUGAUCACGGCAGAAAUGGUGUUGUUUCGGCACAUGAGCUACAAGUGUGUGACAAUCAAGAGAUGAAAGAACCAGAUGCGCCCAUGCCGAUCCCUUGGGGCGGAGCUUUUGGCCGGGUCCGGGUCACCUACGGCGUGCAGGGGCUGCGGCGCGUCGGCAGCGAUGGCUUGGCUGGGACUGCCGGCCGCCUGAGCGUGCUCGUCACCGCGCUACCGAAGCCCCUCGAGCAGCUCGUGCCCACACAGGAGGGUGGCAUAGCACUAGCGCCGGAGGCUGAUGAGGUCCAGGGGGGAGUGGCCUCUGCUGAGAUUUCGUCACCACCUGCUCCUGCUGUUCCUGGAAGCACAGUGCGCGUCAGAUUUGUGCUAAAAGAGCAGUGCACCUUUGGCCAAAGCUUCCACCUGGUCGGUGAUGUCCCAGCACUUGGCCUCUGGGAACCGACGAAUGCGGUCGCUAUGGAUUGGUUGGAAGGCCAUGACUGGACAGUAGAGAAAGAUUUACCUGCCAACAGGUUGAUUGAGUUCAAGUUCUUGCUCCAAGAUUCCUUGGGAAAGUUCCAUUGGCAGAAUGGGCCUAAUAGAAGCCUACAGACAGGUGAAACCACAAAGACAUUGGUGGUCUACGAAGAUUGGGGUAAUGCGAAGAAUCAGAAAGUGGCAGAGGAGGGACACACCCCGGUUCAAAUGAUGGAGACAGUUGUCAAUGAUGAUCACGGCAGAAAUGGUGUUGUUUCGGCACAUGAGCUACAAGUGUGUGACAAUCAAGAGAUCAAAGAGGACGAAUCAACUAUAAGCGAUGAUGAUAAUUCAAUGGCUGCUGCUAUUGCAUCUGUUGGAGAGGAAACAAUGAAGGCAUGUGAAGCUGAUCAACCAGAGCUAUUGAUGGGCGAACAGAAAAUUCAAGAUGAGCUUCGUUAUGAAAUAGACACAGCACCCCAGAAUGGCAGGGCUACGACGUAUGCUGAUGCUGAUGGUGAAUACGAUGAAACGACCGACGAUGAUAGUAUCCUGCCCAAGAAUGGCGCUCUGGUUAAGCAUGGGCUGGCAGGAGCUUUUGAGCGCGAGUUGCUUUGGGGUUGGAAGGCCUUGCAGCAGCUCGUGGGCUUCAAAGCGGACACAUGAGAGAUGAUGCAUCUGGUAUUGCUUGCUAUGUAUGCACGGGGGCAUGGCGGUUUAGACGGCAUGCUGUUCCUCAAAAUGAUGUAGUGGAGAACACUAGCAGGUAGCAGCAGCUACUGAGUAUUUUGUUGUGGCCCUCUGUUGUGUGUACAUAGUUUCUCUGGGAGAAACGCUAUUUGUCAAGGGAUUGUAACAACUUGUUAUCAAUAAGCCAUGAUCGGUCUGUCGACAGUUUGUAAAGCGGCCCCCGUUUUGACCCAGGGAAGAUAAUAUCCUCUGCAAGGAUGGUCAGUGAA